This is a messenger RNA of Exaiptasia diaphana, 438 nucleotides long. RefSeq lists its product as uncharacterized. The transcript has 3 exons. Lineage: Eukaryota; Metazoa; Cnidaria; Anthozoa; Actiniaria; Aiptasiidae. The record is from RefSeq and is a predicted model, not a curated record. The coding region runs from base 64 to 438 and encodes 124 amino acids.
UGUGUCACGCGCAUUUCAGGUGGUUUAUUGAUAUUAAUCAAUCAACCCAAUCAAAUACUUCAYAUGGAUCGUGAUGACCAGCAGUUAGUUGGAAGACUUGAAUUUGAUGUCGAAUCUUUGCAAAUGGACUCUAAAUCAGYCGYCGAUUCCGAGGCUGCUUCUAAUACUCAUUGGUGCACAAACCAUAGGUCAAAGCUGAAAGAACUGCUUCAUUGUCAACGAGCCCAAUACUUCAUUGUCGGUCUGGUUGUGCUGGAUUGUGCUAUAGUUAUUGCAGAGCUUAUUGUYGAUCUUGAAGUUUUGAAAGGUGGGGGAAUGGGACUCUCGACCCGACCCGACCGAAAAAUGACUUGCAUUUUAAGAGAGCCCGCCCGGCGGAGUCUGGGCAAGGCUAACUAUUUUGAAUUCUUAUCAUUAGUGAUUGAACAGCUUCAAUAA